Cynara cardunculus var. scolymus (artichoke) is the source of this 943-nucleotide messenger RNA. RefSeq lists its product as uncharacterized. NCBI's taxonomy places the organism in Eukaryota, Viridiplantae, Streptophyta, Magnoliopsida, Asterales, Asteraceae. Bases 149 to 838 code for a protein of 229 amino acids. The transcript is spliced from 4 exons. The record is from RefSeq and is a predicted model, not a curated record.
ACACACACACACACAUAUAUAUAUAUACAUACAUACAUACAUAUAUAUAUAUAUAUAUACAUAUACAUAUACAGGCAAACACAAAGAUCUCUAUUUUUUGAUAUCCCAGCACCUUUAAACUUCAAGAAAAGUGAAAAAACGCCAAGAGAUGUCUUCGUCUAUGUCAAGAUUGAUUUGGGAUAAUUCUAUGUUAUCUUUGAAAUCUUCCGAUAAAUCUCUCCCAUUUAAUCCGAUUUCAAAAACACCUUUCUUGAAGAACAAGGAAUAUGCAUGGAAUUUGCAGGGCAGAAGUUGCAGAAGCUUGCAGUACUUGAUCAACAAGCCGAUGAAUCAACAAACUAUGUUUGUGAUAAGAAGCAACGUUAAUCCACCACCAGCUGGAGUUCCAGAUCCUUCUGGACCUCCUUCUGGUUCCUUGAGAAAUUGGAUUGUGGGAAUUGUGUUAACAUUCGUUUUACCAUUUUUCACCCAUAAAUGGGGAUCAUUUCUUCUACUAAAAAAUAAAAUAGACAAGAAAAUAGAGACGACGGAGCAUGUCGUAAAAGGUAUAGAAAAGGUGGCGGAAAGAGUUGAUAAAGUGAUUGAUAGCAUAACUGAUGAUCUUCCGGAAGAGAGCAAACUGAAGAAGGCUUUGGUAUUUGUGGAUGAAAUUGCCGAAGGAGUCGCUAAAACUGCUCAUGUUGCAGAUACUAUCAUCAAUAAGCAGGUGGAAGAAGCUGAAGAUAAAUUGGAUUCAUUUAUUCACCAGGAAAACCAAAAGGGGGAGGAGACUGCACAAAAGGCUAAAGACAAAGAGAGUCAAGAAAUCACUGCCCAAGAUCAAGAAAAUGAUAAAUAAAAUUAAAAUCAAUUAAUUAUUUAAUUUCAUUUGGUCAAUCUUGACCACAUCCAUCGAUAUUUUUUAUUACUAGAAGGAUACUCGUGUAAUUCAGCGAGAUAAAUC